AUGACCUCUCUCUAUACGAGGUCAUCUGUUACUGCGGGAACAACGCUACCACAGGGCAGCAGUGUUUUCACACCAAGGUCGCUAGAAUUUGUGCCAGUCGCUACCAUGCCGAAGAAGAAACGUAAAAAGCGUUGUCUACCUGUCUGUUGUAGUGGUGCCAUUUCUCCCUUUGAUGACUACACAGCAUCUCCUGAUGACCUCCACGCAAGGGAGGCAACUGAGGCGGAGUCCAUGAGCUCAGUUCAUGUUCCAGUCUGCACAAAAUCUCCAGCCUUCUCGUGUUCUGGAGUGGAUGUUUCCACGGUGGAUCAGAUUGCCAUAGACAGUGAAGAUCAACAAAAAGACCACCAUCUUUCACUGCCUGAGCUUGGAGGGUCAAGCUCUGAAACUGCUGAUGAAGGACAGGACACAAAGCUGACAUCUGCAUCAGCGGAGUUGGACAACAGUGAGACUCCCAGCAGACAUGCACAGAGUCACCUGGCCACAGGAUUACCACCUGUCAAUGAGGUCGAGAGGAUGCCACUUGAUUCUGAUCUUGAUGUCUCAGCUGCACCAGCACCUCACCCUCCACCAGCACCUCACCCUCCUGCCUCAAGGUCGUCUGAAUCUGACUUCACCGACCAGGACCGUCCUGCAUCAUCAGCCAGUAACAGCUCAUCAGAAGCAAAGACUCGCAAGAAGUACUGGCUGCAACCCGACAUCAGGACUGAACAAGAAAGAAGUUCAACACCACGUCGUGUGAAUAGAGUUCUUGCCAUGGCACGUGAGAGCCGCUGUACUGGGCUAAAACGGGAACUGUUCCCAAGUCCUCCAUCUAUGAAGAAGGCUGUGAGGAAACCAGUAGAGACGUCCACAGCAGACACCUCCAGCAGUGAACUGUCCUCAGAUGCAGAACUGUACAGACUUCUUGGAUUGGAGAAACCAAAAAGCUGUCAAAUACAAGAUAGGUAA
Messenger RNA from Haliotis rubra (blacklip abalone), 951 nucleotides. RefSeq lists its product as uncharacterized. The coding region runs from base 1 to 951 and encodes 316 amino acids. The transcript is spliced from 6 exons. The record is from RefSeq and is a predicted model, not a curated record. Lineage: Eukaryota; Metazoa; Mollusca; Gastropoda; Lepetellida; Haliotidae.